This is a messenger RNA of Mytilinidion resinicola, 1112 nucleotides long. RefSeq lists its product as uncharacterized. The record is from RefSeq and is a predicted model, not a curated record. Bases 151 to 960 code for a protein of 269 amino acids. NCBI's taxonomy places the organism in Eukaryota, Fungi, Ascomycota, Dothideomycetes, Mytilinidiales, Mytilinidiaceae. The transcript has 3 exons.
CCCAUCUGAUAAUUCAUCACCUUCCAGCUCAAGUGUCAACGUCAUCCCUUCUAUCCGCUUAACUUAAAGCUCCAGACUUCCAAAGCUUUUCGACAACAAACACAUUUCCAACUCUCUCACAUAUACCAAUCCGCGGCACUUCCAAUCAACAUGAGCGGCAAACUUGUUCCCAAAGACCCGGCGAAGGUCAUGGUCAUUCGUCAAGUUGUCCCAAACGUCAUUACCACCUUCUCCGUGCCAUUCUUGCGAUUUGGUAGGAUUAAGAUUGGCGGGAGGGGCACCGUAGUCCGACUCCAGUCUGGAGCUCUUGCCGUCUUCUCUCCCGUCGCAUUGACAGAUGAGGUCAAAGCAACUGUCGCAUCGCUUGGUGAAGUCAAGUACAUCGCCGCACUCGAUAUCGAGCACCACAUCUUCCUUGGUCCAUGGCACGCAGCAUAUCCCAACGCCAAAGUCCUCGGACCAGAGGGCCUACUAGAGAAGCGCACAAAGCAGAAGAACGAGGAUGUCCCAUUUAGCGUGGUGUUCACUGCCAACAAGCCGACCACCGUUGACUCCGAAUUCGACUCUGAGUUCGAGUACGAGUUCGUGGCGGCCCACACCAACAAAGAGAUCGUCUUCAACCACAAGCCCACCAAGACCAUGAUCGAGGCCGACUACAUCUUCAACCUACCCGCAAACGAACAGUACAGCAAGGCCGGCGGGCAUGCAUCUGACGGCAUUCUGACGAAGCUCUUCAAGGCUGUCAACAGCACCCAGGGCGCUGCAAUGGGCCAGAGGAGGUUCAUCUGGUACGCCAUCAGCUCCGGAGAUAGGAAGGGGUACGCGGCGAGCACUGCGAAGAUCAAUGAGUGGGAUUUCGAGCGCAUCAUUCCGUGCCACGGAGACGUCAUUGAGAGCGGCGGCAAGGGGAUCUUCCAGAAGAUCAUGGCGUGGCAUCUGGAGUCCAGCAAGUCGAAGUAGGCGGAUGCUGUAGUGGAUUUUCUUUGUCGAAGUUUUGAUUAGGGCGGUUCUAUGGCCUAUUUAUGUGAUACCUUUGUACUAGUUUGGAAAUAAUAAUGUGCCGUCUUUCUCAAUUACUGUAUAUGAUCGGUAUAAAACUCCUUGUGAACUGG